AUGUUGGUGAUGAGGCUGGCGCGCGUAUCUGCGACGCGCUGCUCUACAGGCUACGUCAAUCGGUUCACGGCGGGGUUGGGCACCACCGCAGACGCGACGACGUCAUCAGUCGAAACCUCGGGCUGGUUGGGGCGGCCCGAGACUGACUCCCGGCCCUCGAACAGCGAGGACACCGAGCGCGGCGACGUACGCACGCCCGCGGACUCCGAUCGGGACCACUUCCGCGAGAACCCGAGCGUCGCCCUUUGGAACGAGUGGAGGUUCGACGGCACGCCGGAGGGAGCGAGAGCCUUACUCCUGGAAUGCGCCUCGUCCGCCCGCACCCCGCGAGACGCGGCGUACUGGGCCUACCACGUGGCCAGGAGCUCGUGGUUCCUCGGGCAGGGCGCCGCUGGUAUUCUCGCGUCCUCCCUCGGCGGUGGUGGCGGUCCCUCGGGCGGGGGUGCUCCCCUGGCGGGCGACGGCAGCAUCCGCUCCGGGAUCAUCGCGGGCUCCAGGCUGAUGGCCGAGGCGCUCCAGACGUUCAGGCAGGACCUCGCGCACAUCAACGCCGGGACGUACAAGGCGCCGUACGACAUGGACCCCAACCACAGGCAGUUUAACCCCGCGUACGUGGCGAGCAAAACGGCCAGGUUUCUCACCGAGGCGGCUUCGACGCUGGAGAAGAACCGAGCCGCGAGGCGGUCGGAAUCCGCGCCCGAGACGAAGGUGUGGAUGGACUCGCCGAUGUACCCGGACUACUACCUCAAGACGUUCCACUGGCAGACGGACGGGUGGCUGUCGUCCAGGUCCGCGGAGGUUUACGAGACGUCUACCGAGACUCUGUUUCUGGGGCGACAGGACGCGAUGCAGAGAACCGCGCUGGUGCCGCUCUCCGAGUGGAUGCGGGAGAGGGGCGUGAAGGACGGGGCGGGUGCCAAGUUUCUGGAGCUCGCGUGCGGCACCGGUCGGUUCCUCACGUUUGUCCGGGAUAACUACCCGAAGAUGGACGUCACGGGGCUGGAACUGUCGCCGUUUUAUUUGGCCGAGGCGCGCAAAAACGGGGCGUACUGGGAGAAGCUUCGGCGGCGGAAGCGGAGCUCGCCCGCCGGGCUUGUGACGGAGACCCUGUCGAAGGUUGGCGGGUUGGCCAAGGCGGCGGGUCUUCCCGUCCCUCCGAUGCCGUCCGCGCGUCGAGACGAUGUCCAGGAUGAGGCUGGGAAAGAGACGCUCGGUAGCUGCGAGUACGUACAGGCCCAGGCUGAGAAGAUGCCGUUCCCGGAUGCGUCAUUCGACGCGAUCACCUGCGUGUACCUGCUGCAUGAGCUACCCCCCGAGACGAGGCGCGAGGUUGCGAAGGAGGCGGCGCGGGUGCUCCGGCCGGGGGGCGUCCUAAUCCUGGCAGAUUCAAUCCAGCUGGGGGACAGACCCAGGAUGGACAAAAACUUGGGCAGGUUCGGAGACUUCAACGAGCCAUACUACAGAUCGUACAUCGAGGAGGCGCUGGUGGAGGUGUUCGGACCGGAGGGCGCUGGCCUGGAGCCCUGGACCAAGGAUCUUUGCUCCAGCACCAAGGUUCUGUCUUUUAGGAAACCAGAGUAG
Messenger RNA from Micromonas commoda, 1581 nucleotides. RefSeq lists its product with no specific name. The transcript has a single exon. Lineage: Eukaryota; Viridiplantae; Chlorophyta; Mamiellophyceae; Mamiellales; Mamiellaceae. The record is from RefSeq and is a predicted model, not a curated record. Bases 1 to 1581 code for a protein of 526 amino acids. Gene Ontology annotation, molecular function: S-adenosylmethionine-dependent methyltransferase activity.